Messenger RNA from Neurospora hispaniola, 1855 nucleotides. Its product is annotated as alpha/beta-hydrolase. NCBI's taxonomy places the organism in Eukaryota, Fungi, Ascomycota, Sordariomycetes, Sordariales, Sordariaceae. Gene Ontology annotation, biological process: lipid metabolic process. The record is from RefSeq and is a predicted model, not a curated record. The transcript has a single exon. Bases 230 to 1765 code for a protein of 511 amino acids.
CUCAUCAGUCACUGGUCCAGUGUUGGUCACGCGGUACGUUCUCGCCGCCCGGGGACCAUGUUUGGCCGACAUAUUGUGCAAGAGAAGUUCUUCUAAUGAAAAGCCGGCCUCUCGAUCUUCCUUUUGUGAUGCUUAUCCUAUGCCAGCCUUCCGAUAUCAGUGAGUCUUAGUUUGAAAAGGCUCGACAGCUUUACAAUCAUUCAGAACAUGCAACUGUUCAUCUACAAGAAUGCAUCUGAUACACCAGCUUGGCCUCUUCCUCCUUCCGUUCACAUCUCACUUUGUUGAGAGAGUCUUCGCAAACCCGUUAGCCGUCCCAAGAGACUCAAUUCAACAACACCCCUUAGCUACACUCCACGGCCAUACCCGAGAUAUUGAUGGAGGACCUUACGCUCACGACAUCCCAAGUCCGCCCCAUCAACAAGGCGGCGGCGUCUCUCUCCCAUUCUUCGCUUCCCUCGAGCGCAUGGCUCGCCUGGUGGACAUCACCUACUGCGUCGGCACGACCGGAGUUUCCAAGCCCUUCUCGUGCGUAUCCCGUUGCAAAGAUUUCCCUUCGAUGCAGCUCGAGCGGACCUGGAACACGGGCCUGCUGCUCAGCGAUAGCUGCGGAUACAUCGCGGUCGACCACGGCGAGAGGAAGAGGGGCGGGCGGAACGGGGGCGGGACCGUGGUCAUCAGCGAGCCGGCCAUUAUUGUGGCGUUUCGCGGGACGUAUAGCAUCACUAACACGAUUGUUGAUCUGAGCACGGUGCCGCAGGAGUACGUGCCUUAUCCUGCACCGGAUGAUGAUGAGGAGGAGGAGGAGGAGGAAGAGGAGGAUAACAUUGGGGUCAGGAAUAGGAAUGUUGGAAAAGGAAGAAGCGAUAACAACGAUGAAAAAUGCACCAACUGCACAGUCCAUAUGGGCUUCCUCGCCUCCUGGCGUAACGCGCGCGACUACGUCCUUCCCGCCCUCAAAGCCGCCCGCGCCAAACACCCCGACUAUCCCGUUCGCCUGGUCGGACACAGCCUCGGCGGGGCCGUCGCCGCUCUCGCCGCGUUGGAGAUUCGGCUAUCGCUAGGCUGGCAAGACGUCCAGGUGACGACCUUUGGCGAACCGCGCAUCGGUAACCAAGCCUUAGUGGAUUAUCUGGAUAAGGCCUUUGGUCUUGAUAUUGAAGAGGACAAUGACGCGCACGAAACCAGAGCCUACCGCCGCGUAACCCACGUCAACGAUCCUGUGCCCCUCCUGCCCUUGACAGAAUGGGGAUACCGCUCGCACGCAGGCGAAGUGUAUAUUUCCAAGCUGAACCUGCCGCCUGCUCCCGAGGACCUGCGGUUGUGUCGGGGCGAUAACGAUCCGGAGUGUAUGGCUGGGGCUGAGAACUCGGAUGGCGGCGGAUGGUUUGAUGGUAGUUUGCUGGAGGUGACUGACUUGCUAGCGCUGGCGGCGGCCAAGGGGACUGAUCCCUAUUUUAAACAUCGGGAUCCUGUUGCUGUUGCUGCUGUUGAUGGUGAUGACGGCGACGAGGGUAGCGAUGCUGGUGCUGGGAAUGACGGUGUUGGUAUCGGCGGCGAGUCAACUGCAACAGCACUCACGUCCAAGACAAACAGGCUGUUCCCCACCAGACUCAAGCUCUGGGAGCUCUUCUUCGCACACCGAGAUUACUUUUGGAGAUUGGGUUUGUGCGUCCCCGGCGGUGACCCGGCGGAUUGGGGAAGGGAGAAGUAUAACUUGACGCAGACGAAAGACUCUUUUGUGUUUGGUGACGGCGAGUUGUGAACGUUGCAGUAGGUGCAUACGCCUGACUUUUUUCUUUUACCGCGCAAUUCUUUUUUUUUUUUUGUUUCUUUUUUUUUCCUUUUUUUUUUU